Messenger RNA from Phlebotomus argentipes, 2613 nucleotides. RefSeq names its product peroxisomal acyl-coenzyme A oxidase 3 (gene Acox3). The transcript is spliced from 4 exons. Gene Ontology annotation, cellular component: peroxisome. Gene Ontology annotation, molecular function: pristanoyl-CoA oxidase activity; FAD binding; fatty acid binding. The record is from RefSeq and is a predicted model, not a curated record. Gene Ontology annotation, biological process: fatty acid beta-oxidation using acyl-CoA oxidase; lipid homeostasis. Bases 248 to 2440 code for a protein of 730 amino acids. Lineage: Eukaryota; Metazoa; Arthropoda; Insecta; Diptera; Psychodidae.
UGAUGUGCACAAUUUUUUACAAGGAAAAGAGUACUUUGUUGAAUGAGUGUGAUUUUUCAGCAAAAGUUCAUUCGUCAUUAUUGCUUUCUACUUUUCCCCAAUUCUCAUUGAUAAGUGGCAUAAGUGGCAUUAAAUCAAAGUUAAUUUAAUCAAAUCACCAUACCAACUUUACUGAUAGACUCAUUUUUCUGCAUAAACUAUUCAGAGGUGUCAGAAGUUUAGAAGUUCACCACCAUUCGUCAGCUUCAUGCAGAGGAGCAUUUUAAGAUUUUGCCCCACUUAUCGUUCGUCUUUUGCAGUUUUUCACAAGUUUCCCAGCAGAAAUCGCCCAACAAUCCACCUAUCAGCGAAAAUGUCGAACAACAGUUAUAAUGACAUUUUCGAGGACAAGUACAUUUUUCCGGAUUUCCCAAAGGGGCCCCUUUCGAAGUACAGAGAUGGGGCAACAUUUGACUGGAAGCAGAUGAAAGUAAUUCUUGAGGAUGCGGAACUCCUGCGAUAUCGCUACGACAUUUGGAAGUUCAUGGAGGGUCAUCCUCUGUUUGCACACCCAGUUGAGACCCCAUCUCUGGAUGAGCAGCGUCACAUUACGACCAAGAGGCAGUUUGUGCUGUUCAACGAGCAAAUCUUCACGAUGGACAAAUUCUUGGAGCGUCCUGAGUUUGCAUCCGUGUUCGUCUCUUCGACCAUUAUGUACGAUCCGAGUCUCAACAUCAAAUACACCCUGGCUUUCACCAUGUUCGCCAACGUGAUCCGGACUCUGGGCACUGAGCGCUUGCAGAAGUUCGUGGAGGCAAAUGACAGAGGCGAGAUCACUGGCGCUUUCGCCCUCACUGAGCUCUCGCACGGCACGAACGCACGAGGCAUGAGAACGGAGGCGUGGUAUGACGAAGAGACGCAGGAGUUUGUUCUGCACACGCCAGACUUCGAGGCCGCCAAGUGUUGGGUAGGAAAUCUGGGAAAGACUUGCACAUACGCCAUUGUGUACGCUCAAAUGCACGCUGGCGGACAGAAUCAUGGGCUGAACGCCUUCCUGGUCCCCAUCAGAGACACAAAGACUCUGCGUGCCUUUCCAGGAGUCCUUGUUGGCGAUCUGGGCGAGAAGGUGGCACUCAAUGGCAUCGAUAAUGGCUUUGUCAUGUUCCAUCGCUACCGCAUUCCCAAGGAUUAUCUGCUCUCUCGCACCGGUGACGUGAGUCCUGAUGGAAAGUUUGUGACCAAGAUCAAGGAUUCGAAGAAGCGAAUGGGCGCCUCCCUGGGAGCGCUGUCAGGAGGCCGAGUGGGGAUUUGUGGACUGGCCAGCAAUUACAUUCUGAAAGCCAUUGUCAUUGCCAUUCGAUACUCGGGAAGCCGGAAGCAAUUUGGCCCAGAUGACAGCGAUGAAGAGCUCUCUGUUCUGGAAUAUCAAUCGCAGCAGUACCGGCUCUUCCCUCAUCUCGCCACUGCUUACGCUAUCCGCAUCUUCUCCAUAUGGAUCUACAUCCAGCACGCAGACAAUGUGGUGAAAGGCUUCCUGGGCGAAGAUGUGGCGAACAAAGUGAUGGAAAUCCAUGCUUUGUCAUCAGCAACGAAGCCUGUGUGCUCGUGGCUGGCCAGAGACGCUAUUCAGGAGUGCCGAGAAGCAUGUGGAGGCCACGGAUAUCUCAAAGUGGCUCGCUUGGGUGAUUUGCGCGGAGAUAAUGACGCUAAUUGCACGUAUGAAGGUGAAAACAAUGUCCUUGUUCAGCAAGCCUCCAAUUGGCUCUUGAGUGUCCGAAGACAAGGCUGGGAAGCGUUCAAACAAGCCUCUCCCCUGGAUUCCGCGUCCUUUCUCGCAGACUAUGACAAAAUCAUCCGCUAUAGAUUCUCAUGGAAGACUCCAGCGGAAGCUCUCAGACCAGAAAAUUUGCUGAAAGCCCUGGAUUGGUUGUGUGCAUGGCAAUUGGAGAAGACAGCAAAACGCGUGGAAUCUCUACAGCGCGAGAAGAAGUCUCCUUUCGAGAUUCGCAAUGAUUCCCAGUCCUUGAAUGCCACAACACUAUCGAUUGUUUAUGGCCAACGAAUGGUUUUCUAUUCCUUCUACAAUCGCAUCCUCCAGUUGGGCUCAACACCCGAAUCUGCCGCCUUGACGCGCCUUCUUUCGCUCUUUGGCACCUCCAUUGUCCUGAAACACCUGGGCAUUCUGUAUCAGGGGGGAUUCGCUUCGGGAUCUCUGCCUGGAGAGUUAUAUGAGCGAGGAAUUCUCGAUCUACUGCCCAUAAUAAAGGAUGACGCUCUAGGACUCGUGGACGCUCUGGCACCGCCAGAUUUUAUACUUAACUCUCCGCUGGGCGCCAGUAAUGGGGAGAUCUACAAGAAUCUCCAAACGACGCUCAUGCAAGCUCCAGGCACAUUGGAGCGUGCAAAUUGGUGGAGAGACGUGAUUCAUUGGAAGGAGUACGCAGGAAACAGCAAAUUGUAGGGAAAUUUUGAAUAGGUGAAAGGUUCAUUUUAUAAAUGCAAUAACUUUUAGACAAUCUCCGGGAUUUACAGGGUAGAGAGUAAUAGUGAUAUUUUUUAUCAAAAACGACAGUGAUAGAGGGUGAUAGAUGAUUACCAUUUUUUAAAGAAAUAAAUAUCAAAUAUCCUUGGUAU